GUAUGUUUGAUAAUCAAAUUUGAUAAUCAUAUUUAAUGUUACAAGCAAGGCAGCUGCGGUGAGAAACGGUGAGGACCACGGUAAACCUUCCUGUUGGAAUACAGCGGCGGAUCUGGUUAUAUAUACCCCACAUUACAUGCUUUUUAGAUGUUACAUGGAUAUUAACUAGUAACUACAGCUUACAUACCUAACUACCUACUAGGUAGGUACAAUACAUACCUACAUAUGUAGGGUAGUACACAGUAAUACAGUAAUACAAAUCAUUUAUAGGGCAUCUGGAGCACUGAGGGUAUCUCCAUAGGUUCCUACCUAGGGUACUGAGCACAUACACCGUUCUUUAAACCCAAGAUCCAUCAGAGUUAAAACCAGAACCAGAACCAGAUUUAAAACUAGAACUAUGGCCGAUCAUGCCAAGGAGAGGACUUACCUCUCCUUAAUCGAAUCAUGCGACAACUUUCCAUAUGAUAUCGUGCCUUCAGAGGUAUAUUAUCAAUUAUUCCUACCCGAUGAUGACCAGCCACAUGGAUAUCUCCUGCCGGAGACAGUCCAGAAGAUGCCAUGGACCCCCCGUUUCCAUGUCAAUCACAACAGUCCCGGGCGAAGUGUCACAGUCCUAGACUCAUCCAAUGGAACCGACCCCGCGGGCGCGGUCAACCUGGCCUUCCAAGAGCUGAUCGACGAAUGCAUUGAGCAGGACCUCUUCCACGUCAUAGCCGGCAAGCACAGCGAGCCCUUCUCCAUCGUGAGCGCCAAGCACCCGAUCCACCUGGAGCGCUUCGCGUCCGCCCUCUUCGGCAUCACCGGUCGCGGCGCGUACAUCAUAGCGUACACGUCCGACCACGACGACGGAUCCACUACGAAGAAGAAGAAGAUGAAGCUCUGGAUCCCCCGUCGCGCGGCCCACCUGUACACGGGCCCCGGCAAGCUCGACGUCACCGUCGCAGGCGGCAUCAAAGCGGGCUCCACCCCGCUCGAGACCAUGGUGCACGAGGCGGACGAGGAGGCCUCGCUGCCCGAAGCCCUCGUGCGCGAGCGCGUCCGCCCCGCCGGCGCCCUCACCUACAUCAACGCCACCUCCUCCGCCGCCGACGGGUUUCCCGGCGAGAAGGGGCUCGUCGUGCCCCUCGUCAUCUACACCCACGACCUCGAGCUGCCGCCCGACGUGAUUCCGACGCCGAAUGAUGACGAGGUGGAUGAGUUUUAUCUGAUGACGGUCGAGGAGGUGCAGACGGCGCUGUUGAGGGGGGAGUUCAAGGCCGACUCGGCGGCGGCGCUGGUGGAUUUCUUGGUGAGGCAUGGCGUGCUCAAUGCGCAGAAUGAGAAGGAUCUUGUGGAGAUCUGUAUGCGCUUGCAUCGGAGGCUGCCAUUUAGGUUGCCCUAAGGGAG
Molecule: messenger RNA, 1386 nt
Organism: Hypoxylon fragiforme
Lineage: Eukaryota; Fungi; Ascomycota; Sordariomycetes; Xylariales; Hypoxylaceae
Exons: 2
Coding region: 398-1381 (327 amino acids)
Source: RefSeq, a predicted model, not a curated record